UGAAAUGAUAGGCUUUUCUGUUCCAAGUAAAGCUCAAGCGCUAUGGCAUUGGAUGCGCUCUACCUGUUGAAGGUCCUCCUCAGGUUAUUAUCCUACAUUUUCAGGUUGGCAAGGGGAAUGCAGAAGUGGCUCUGUCUCUGGUUGGAUACGAUCAGGAACUGAAGGUAUAAUUCAAUUGUGUGUGCUGGAAUGUUUCUUAAUGUUAUAUCAUUAGUGCUAUGGAAUGUGUAUUUGGUUCAACAUUUGUUUCCAAAACUAUUGAUGCAGCGAGGGAGAAGACUUUCUCAUUUUCAGUGAGAGAUUCACUGAUUAAUGUUGGUCCUAUAAAGGACUUCUCUUAUGGUUUAAGGAUUAAUGCUGAUCCAAAUGCGGUGGGAAUUGCUAAGCAAAGUAAUUAUGAAUUGGUGUGCUGUUCUGGUCAUGGUAAGAAUGG
Camellia sinensis is the source of this 433-nucleotide messenger RNA. The record is from RefSeq and is a predicted model, not a curated record. NCBI's taxonomy places the organism in Eukaryota, Viridiplantae, Streptophyta, Magnoliopsida, Ericales, Theaceae.